AUGGCAAACACCUUCGUGGGGUUUGAAGAAAGGGCUGUUGACGCGUUCCGGGAAGGUAAAUGCAUCCCCAACGGUCCAACUCCGCCUAUUUAUUUCAUCGGACCUUUGAUCGCCGGUGGCAAUCAUGUGGAUCCUAGCGAAAACGAGUGCUUAAAAUGGUUGAAUUCACAACCGAGUAAAAGUGUAGUGUUUUUAUGCUUUGGGAGUCAGGGUGUGUUGAAGAAGGAGCAGUUGAAGGAAAUAGCUAUUGGUUUACAGAAAAGUGAGCAAGGAUUCUUGUGGAUGGUUCAAGAUCCGCCACCAGAUGACAAAAAAACCGACUCGAAUUCCGGUGGUGGUAAAGAAGUUGGUCUGGAUGCGAUUCUUCCUGACGGGUUUAAGGGUAGGAUUGGGGAUAAGGGGAUGGUGGUGAAGAAUUGGGCACCACAGCCGGCGAUACUUAGUCAUGAGUCAGUGGGUGGAUUUGUGAGUCAUUGUAGGUGGAACUCGGUGCUUGAAGCGGUGGUAGCUGGGGUGCCACUGGUGGCAUGGCCAUUGUAUGCGGAACAGAAGAUGAAUCGAGUGUAUUUGGUUUAG
Lactuca saligna is the source of this 576-nucleotide messenger RNA. Lineage: Eukaryota; Viridiplantae; Streptophyta; Magnoliopsida; Asterales; Asteraceae. The record is from the annotation of a GenBank genome assembly.